This is a messenger RNA of Drosophila pseudoobscura, 4870 nucleotides long. It is a transcript of the gene ms(2)34Fe, whose product is annotated as male sterile (2) 34Fe. Bases 93 to 4790 code for a protein of 1565 amino acids. Lineage: Eukaryota; Metazoa; Arthropoda; Insecta; Diptera; Drosophilidae. The transcript is spliced from 7 exons. The record is from RefSeq and is a predicted model, not a curated record.
GUGUCGCAUAUCUGGUUCAUCAAUAAUAAAAUAAAAAUAAUAAAAUCCAUUAUUUAUAUAUAGUAGCAAAAAUAUAUAUUUUGUAAUACACAAUGAACACGGCUCGGAGCAGCCGACGAGGAAACAGGCCAUCCGUGAGUGAUCACGCCUAUCAUAUCUACUGCGUUAACUUCUACGACAAUGGGCUGAGUGCGCUUCGAGACGAGUUUAUAAGACGAAUCAAGUGCGGUCUGCGCCGAUCUCUUUUCGUUAUAGAUGUAGAAAAUGAGGUGCAGUUGGCCAUCCAGCAGCAGGACUUGCGUAUCUCAAAGGCGUAUUCCAAGAGGACGGUAGGAGCAAACGAGCUAAUGUCCACGGAUCCCGUCAGCAUUACCAUGCAACGAAUACGAGAGAGCGUGGCCGAGUACGAAAAUAUAAGCAGGAAUAUCGACCAGGAGCUGCACUUUAAUCUUUAUGAAUAUUGGCAGAAGAACUCUCCGGCCGAGCUGAAAAAUAUCUCGACCGACCCCAACAAGGAGCGAGCAUCCAGAACGAAGAAUACAUUAGAUACCAUGCGCACCAAUGCCACUGCUUCCAGGAAGACAACCAAAUCCAAGGCCGAAAAGGGAUCUAGCGAAAUGCCGAAAAUGGAGAAAAUUGAGUGCGUGUCUGUCACGGCCAAGGACCACCAUAAAGUUGGCAAAGGGAAGCCGCUGUCCAAGCGCAUGUAUAUCAAUGAUAACCCCCUGACGACGAAGAUCAUGAUCCUGGUCAUUGGCCACUUCGACAAUGAUUUCUACAAGUCCCUGCUGGCCAACCAUCAGCCAGUUCGAGCAAUAAUCCACUUCCUACCCGAGGAGUGCGCUUACGAUCUGCUGGUGCCGCGUCCGCGCCGGGAACGGUAUCUACAGGAGACCAUUGAAAACAUCCAAAAAGACAUUCAUUCGCUGCGCAAGAGGACGGCCACCAAGCGCGUGGGCAUAUUCCAGCAACAGCUACCCCAGAUGUCCGCCUGCCUGGCGACUAAGUUCACGGACGACAUCUUCAAUCAGCUGAGCUGGUUCGUGUACGAUUUGGAGACGCUGCGGGAACAGUACGUAUCGUACUACCUAGCGCCCUACCAGGAGAUCAAUGUGAAGAUGAGCCCGGACGCCAACAUGCUGGAUAGUUUCCACAUGGCCGAGUCGCUCAGCAUUCAGGGGCACUACCUGAAGUCUCAGAUGCCAGCAGCCAGGGCUGACGUUGGGACCAUAUAUCUAUACGUAGAGUCCCUAAUGAGCAUAUUUGGCAAUCCCAGGGAGCUGAUGACCGAGAUGGAGGUCCUACUGCUGGCAAAUCCCACUUCUUCGGCGCAAACACGGAUGCUUGACAAAGUCAAGGUCUAUGCGAAUGCCUUUAAGAGCAUUGUGAAGCUGUCCAAGAACGAACGACUGUUUGUCGAACAGGGAAAUUCUCUGCUAAGCAGCAUUCUCUCCUACAUGGACCAGUCGUUAAUGACCAAUGUCUACCACGGCUGUCUCGAGUACAACGUGAUGCGACGCUACUUCACCAGUGGCUACAUCACCGAAUCCCUUCCGUACUCACCCUACAAUGGUGAGUUGGAGCCCAUCUUCCUUCCCAAGUACGCCCAGCUCUAUCUCACGGACGAUGCGGUGACGCAGCGCAUCAUAGAGCUGGUCAACGACUACGAUGACAUCACCGUGGAGGAGGUUUUCCCCAGUGUGAAGCUCUACACCUUCAGGCGGGCUCUCAACGAGGUCUUCGAGCAGCAGAAACAGACUGUGCUCCCCACCCGCCUGUGCUUCAGGGACUUUACCCUCUUUGAGAUGGAGCAGUUCCUAAAUGAUCUGGUGACCCCCCAGAUGUUCGAUGAGGCCAUGGAGCAGAACGAGAACUUGGCUAUGGCUCAUAGCAUUGCCACAAUGCACGGCCUUGAGAACGAGCCAAUGAUAAUUAAGUGCAAGGGGGGUCAGCGUCUCAGCAUCGAUCCACAUGUAUUCGUUCGGCCGCAGUCGCUGAAGGCGCAGAUAAAAGACAAGGAGAAGGAGGAACACACACCAGCGAUCGCAGCUAAUUUAGAAAGUACGAGGAGUACAAAAAGUCUGCGCCAGUCCAAGACUAGCCUGCAGGCGAAGUUCAAUUUGACUGGGAGUGGGGGAACAAACAUACCCUACAUUGGACUGGGACCCAAUCAUCCCAUGCUCAAGGGCUACAACCUAGACGACACACAGCAGAAGAUCAAGUCCAAGACCUCCACGUACUUCUUCGAGGAAGGCCGGAUCACGCUGUACGAGGAAAAGUGGAAUUUCCGGCAGAUGAACAAGUGCCUCUCGCUGAACGUCGACGGCCAUCAUGUGCACUUCAAGGGCUCUGCCAAAAGUGUGGGUACCACGGAUGGAAAUAUUCGCGUUGAGUCGAAAAACGGAAUCAGCCUAAGAGUUCUGCUCUCGGACAAAGAAUGUGCCAAGGCUGUGGUAAACUACCCAAACGGACUGAGCACCUACUGCCAUGACACGCAUGCCGAGCACGUGUGGUCCAUUCAGGAGAACAAGCUGGACGAGAGCCGUCGAGUCUGUACCCCAUACGGCUGCGUCAUUGUCUACUACAACAACAGCUCCACUGUACUGAUAAUGCGAUACAAUGGAGAGGUGUAUCAUCUGUUUAGCUAUACCGAAGCGGAGGUCGAGGAGGAGGAGGAAGCAGCAACCGAGUUCAUCAAUGCAUGCUCCACCCAAUCCACCUACAGCAGUUACCAGCCCCUUUCCAACGAAAUCAAGAAGAGAAAAAGUCGCGAUGUAAGAUCUUCGCAGAAUGUUCGUUCCUCGGGCGGCGCCGAUAGCCUCUCUCGCCCCUCAGUUCAAAGCAACACCUCCAAGGAAUCUUCCGCAGCCCGCAAGCAGCGACUGGCCAAGUCCAAGCAGGCGGCAGUUCUUUUCGCCAGCAUUGACUUUGAGCUCAAAUACCUCAAGUUCAUCAUGGGCUUGUACAACCUCAGCUACAAGCAUCUGAAGCUGAUCACCUCGAUGGGCAGUGUUGUACACGUGCAGACGGACGGGAAGAUCUGGUGCGGGAAGCCCUUCAAGAACACCGAAUGGCACGACUACUAUGCCAAUGAGUCGUAUUCGAUGCGGAAUGAUGGUGUCAAGGUUAUAUGGACGAAAGAGGAAACGAGAUGCUACCACAGAGACGGCACGAUCAUCAGGACUGGCACUAUUGAGGGCUGGGAUCCGGGCGUCUUGGUGGACGAGAUAGAUGCCGAGAUAAGUUCCAGUAGCUCGCAUCGCGCACUAGUACGUAGGACUACCAAAGAGGUUGGUGUCCCCCCCAACCCCCUGUAUAUCAAUAUUGCGGAGGCUGAUCCUUUCGGACCAGUUGGUCAGACGUCAGCGAGCUCUCGGGGUAGCCUUCAGAGCAUAGCAACAGAGGUGCCAAGGAAAAUGAGUAUACGUGAAUAUCUUGUUGAAGAGGAGGGAGAGGAGGUCAUCAUCUGUGACAUGAGCUUCAUAACCUACGUCCCGGAUAGUUAUUUCCUUCAGCACCAGCUCUAUGCCGGCAUCCACUUCACCUUCACACACCUCACGGACGUGGAUCUGAAGAUUGAGACGGAGGUGUUGAUGUGUGACAACCUUAAGAUUCGGUUGUACAAGGCGCCACAGAUCGAAGAGCUGAAUCCAGCUGAGGUCAAAGAGGUAUCCACCGUUGGUGAUGCUGCAGAACAUAAAUUGCCUGCUUUUCAAGCAAGCCAAUCUUCCGAGGCAGACUCAGAUGAGUGGAUGAAGAGGAGAAAUCAUGCUUCUAUCAGUGGUGGGGGGUCCACGCAACGGCCACCGCCACCGCCUUUCGAGAGCGCCAUGGUGGAUAUAGAAGGCAUCAACCUUCGGAUAACUGUCAGCGAGAAGCAGGCCGUUGUCACGACCCGGUUGCGUAAGUUUGGAUGCGACGAAAAUGCUCUGGUCGUUCGUGAGGAUAUCACGCUACAGGUGGACUUUGACAAAAAUCUGUCGACCACAUUUCGCAAUUGGGUCGAAAUACUGACAAAGUUCAUCAACUGCUUCUGUCCCAAGUGGAGGACCGUCUACUUCCUAGAAUCUUCCUCAACGGAGUGUAAAAGAAAGGGCUUUGAGCUGGUUAGAUCGAUUCCUCCCCUGGGCAAGUACAACUUCUGUGCUGGCAACUACUUCAUCGAUGUGAAUGAGCUAAUGUCGAUAAACAAUCGCAUGAAAAACGAUUUUGAUUUUUAUGACAGUGAUAUGGUUAAAUUUCCACGUUUUCCACUCUAUAAGACAGGGCCCCAACCAAUUGAAUUUCCUAUGGUUUUAAAUGCCAAGAUCUUUGUAGAGCUACCUACACAGCUGGCCAACUCGGAUCGGAUUCAUCACUUCAUCAAUCCCUUUGACCGGAUCAAGUUCAGAAAGCUGCGGCAUCGUUUCAACGAGUCGGUUCUGUUCCAUCUUCAUCCGCGUCUGCGUCAAUUGGUGCAGCAGGAGAUCAGCAAGCGCAGCUGGGCGAACCAUCAUCAGGAACAGCAGCGGCGCAACUUAUCAGAGCAGCAGCGCCUGACCCUCUACCUGGCCAUGCUGAAGCACAAGGUGUAUCCAAAUUACUUCCAGUUCAGGGACCAGUUCUACUACCAUAUUCGCAACAUUGACUUCUUCGAGUUCAUGGCCAUCAAGUGCAGCGAGAAGGCCAAUCCCGAACAUUACCGUGAGCACAUCGAUGAAACAGAAGAGCCCACUGCACCGGCAGCAGUACCCACAAAGAAGAAGAACAAGAAAUGCUUGUGCCCCAAGUACGUCAAGUCGCUGCAAUAGCAAAUACGAGUACCAUGCCCACCCACUACUUACGCCUACACAAGUCGAAAUAAAUCUGCGUACAACCAAAGACAACAUAA